AUGGAGGAGACAUUGAAUCCAAGGAGAGCUGGUCCCCCUCAUGAAAAGGUCAAAAACAAGAGGCAACAUGAUCCCGUUCCCCGGCAUGAACAUUCUCGGGAAAAGCACAAAAAUGAGGCGCCUUCAGAAUCUCUAACUCGGUUGAACACCUCUAAGACAAACAUCUUGAUGGAUCAUGGGCAUACCACGAAGGAUUGUCAAGCUUUGCAGCGGGAGAUCGAAGCUCUCAUUAAAAGAGGAUUCUUAAGGAAUUACAUUGGACAUGAUAAAUGCCCGAGGAAUGAUCGUGAUAAUCGGAAAGAGCCUAGAACCGGAGGCAGUGCUCAACUCACUGCCGGGACAAUUAAUAUUAUCGUCGGGGGCAUAGCAUCUGGAGGAGACACAAAUAGUGGGCGAAAGCAGUAUGCCCGCCAACAUGCUCAUACCCCAAUGGAAUCUCGUGAUGAAGUUAAAGACAUCACUUUUGGGGCAAGAGAUUUGGAACAAAUUUCAUAUCCUCAUGAUGAUACCUUGGUCGUCUCUACGGUUGUGGCUAACUUCGAAGGAUUUGGUGGUGGAGUCAUUAUCCCUGAGGGUAUCGUCAAGCUCCCGCUUACAUUAGGAUUUGGUAAUAUACAAGUGAUGGAGAUCACUCCAUUCCAAGUGGUUAAUACCCCAAUGGCCUACAACAUCAUUCUGGGAAGACCCCUACUGAACAAGAUCCAGGCUAUUGUAUCAAUUUUCCACCUCGCCAUGAAGUUCCCCACAGAUUAG
Messenger RNA from Olea europaea var. sylvestris, 753 nucleotides. RefSeq lists its product as uncharacterized. The transcript has 3 exons. The record is from RefSeq and is a predicted model, not a curated record. The coding region runs from base 1 to 753 and encodes 250 amino acids. NCBI's taxonomy places the organism in Eukaryota, Viridiplantae, Streptophyta, Magnoliopsida, Lamiales, Oleaceae.